GGUUGGGGGGAGGGGGGGGGGGCGAUGCACGAAAACAAAAUGUGUUUUUGAUGCCACUACGGGAUUGAAAAAAUAAACCCAUUCUUGCUUUGGGCUGUUUUUCUGAAUGGACCAGUGACGCGAACAUCCACUUGGCGAGGAUGGACAACUGAUGAGAGUGUUUUUUUUUUUUUUUUCACUGGUCCAGGCAAUCCUUGUUUUCCCAUCGCGCCCUUUUCAUUGGUCAGAAUCGUUUUUUUCUCGGGCUGAAGCGUGACAUCAUCUCCACCGCUCGACCUACGCGUCGGAGAACCAGCAGACUACAGAUGAUGCCGGACACCUUCAGAGGGCGCACGCAUAUUUGCGCACCUUUACGCUCUGCUUUCGGAAGCUAAACGUUUGGAAUAAUUUGGGAGUUGGUGGUUUUUUCGACGAGAUCACAGCCGGUGAUGGCCGUGCUCUCCUUUUCGGGCGCUCCUUUUUGUGAAUGGAGAUGAGUCGUGCGUAAAAAUUGGACCUCUCGAGUAGGUUGGUUUUUUUUUCUACCCCCCCCCCCCCCAACCUCCCCCAGGAGCGGUCACUCGGUUGCCAUCUGUUUGCGGGUGGACAUUUACUAUGACAUUGGGCUCGGAUAUCAUGGAGGAUCUCGUAAUCGACGUGGUGGGAGAAGGACUCCGAGAUAACGCGGGGGAGCCCCUCGAGGUGGAGCGCGGCGCCGCGGACGCCGCGACACCUCCCGGGGAGGAGCGGGACUCGGACUCGUGCAGCCCUCCGCAAGCGAGCCCCGCUAAAACCAAAGGUCCCGUGUCGGUGAAGCCCCCGUACUCGUACAUCGCCCUCAUCACCAUGGCCAUCCUGCAGAGUCCGAAAAAGCGCCUGACCCUCAGCGAGAUCUGCGACUUCAUCAGCCACCGCUUCGCUUAUUACCGCGAGAAGUUCCCCGCUUGGCAGAACUCGAUCCGCCACAACUUGUCCCUCAACGACUGCUUCAUCAAGAUGCCCAGAGAGCCCGGGAACCCCGGCAAGGGCAACUACUGGACCCUGGACCCCAACUCCUCCGACAUGUUCGAGAACGGCAGCUUUUUGCGCAGGAGGAAGCGCUUCAAGCGGCAACAUUUCCGCUACAAGGAGCACCAGCACCAGCACCACCGCGCGGAGCCCGGCGCCCCGCACGCCUUCCCCCACGGACACUACGGGCUGGGGACGCCCGCCCUGCAGCUCCCCGCCCUGGAGCUGUACCCCUACAUGCAACAACAUCACCACCACCACCACCAUCAUCACCGCGCGGCCAUCCCGCCGGUCAGCAGCAUCCUACCGGCUCUUUCCAGCUUCUUCUCCCGGAGCGCCGUCACAGCCAAGGCCUUCCUGCAGUCGCAGCCGGGCAUGGAAGCCUUCUCGGCGGCGCACUGCACCGCCUACUCCGCCCCGAUGACGCCCGCAGCAGCUUUCGCAUCCCCGGCGCUUUUCCACCCGGCCGUGUCCUCCUCGCCUCACUUGGUCACCUUACAGCAGGAGUAUCACAAGUUGCACAGUCAGCUGGCCGCCAAACGCGUCGGCGACCGUGACAAUGAAUAAACCGCGUCGGCUGCGCUUACGGACCGUUUACUUUUUCUCAGGUAAAAAAAAUAAUAAUAAAAAUUAAAAAAGGCCGUUUCCAUCAUAAAAUGUUUUAUUUUUUUACGCUUGUACAUACAUGAUACAGUCUUCAUUUCUUAAACGGUGAUCAAUCGAAUGUCUAAACGACAGGUUUUCCUGGAAAUAAAUAAAAAAGGA
This is a messenger RNA of Hippocampus zosterae (dwarf seahorse), 1752 nucleotides long. It is a transcript of the gene foxd7, whose product is annotated as forkhead box D7. The record is from RefSeq and is a predicted model, not a curated record. The transcript has a single exon. Gene Ontology annotation, biological process: cell differentiation; regulation of transcription by RNA polymerase II; anatomical structure morphogenesis. Gene Ontology annotation, molecular function: RNA polymerase II cis-regulatory region sequence-specific DNA binding; DNA-binding transcription factor activity, RNA polymerase II-specific. Lineage: Eukaryota; Metazoa; Chordata; Actinopteri; Syngnathiformes; Syngnathidae. Bases 595 to 1554 code for a protein of 319 amino acids.